CUCCUCACCCACCAACCAUCAAAACCAUGCUGCGCAACGCUCUACCCACCCUUCGUGGGGUGAGCACCCGUAGCAUCACUCCAUCGGUGGUGGUGGCAGCAUCACGUUGCUCCCUCUUCUCUACCUCCUCUCAUCUUUCCCGUCCUUUCCCCACGAAGCCUUCCUCCUCCUCCUCGUCCUCCUCCUCCUCGGGCAUUCCCGACCAACCAGAGCACGACAGCACAUCCGCCCUAGACUAUAAGCUGCAACAUCGCCUGCGUAAGCUUCCCCCUUUGCCUAGCUUGGAGCCGCCAGAGAUGGACGCUAGUGAGGCGGUUAGUACUAUCCUUUAUAACACGCCCGCGCCAAGUAGGCAGCCGUUUAAGAGACACAUCCUCAACACCCUAGUCCAAAACGAACCGGGCGUCCUCUCCCGCGUAGCAGGCACCCUCGCCGCCAGAGGAUUCAACAUCGACUCUCUCGUCGUGUGCGCCACAGAGAUCCGCGACCUCUCUCGAAUGUGCAUCGUCCUUCGAGGACAAGACGAUGUAGUCGAACAGGCACGUCGACAACUCGAAGACCUGGUACCCGUCUGGGCCGUAUUGGACUAUACGCAGACGAAGGUGAUUGAAAGAGAGCUUAUGCUGGUUAAAGUCAGUAUUCUUGGGCCGGAAUACUUUGAGGAGAGUCAGUAUGGGUAUGGUGGGGCUGUUAGUGGUCCUACACCUUCACAGCAACAACACCAAGCGGGAAACGUCCCACCCGAGCUCCUCGCCGAACGAGAGUCCAACAGUCCCGCCGCUCGCCCGCACGUAGGAGCAGCAGCUGACGCUAUGGCCGGUACGUCUACCACAUCGGGGUUGAGCCCUACAGAGGCGUUGCGUGUCAAGUCGGACAAUAUGCGUACCGUCAUUGCCCUCGCUGAGCAGUUUAGGGGACACGUCGUUGACGUUUCCUCUAAUAGCGUCAUCGUCGAGGUGAGCGGGAAGAGUAGUAGGUGCGACGCUUUCCUCAAGCUUGUUAGGCCCUUUGGUGUGUUGGAGUGCGCGAGGAGUGGUACCAUGGUUCUUCCUCGCUCCCCAAUCACGAGCAGCUGGACGGGCAACGAUGAGCUUACAGAGGAGGAGGCGGCAGAGGUUGAUGCCAGUCUUCUUCCCCCUGGAUAAUCAGCGCGCGCGCGAGAGAGAGAGAGAGAGAGAGAGAGAGAGAGAGAGAGAGAGAGAGAGAGAGAGAGAGAGAGAGA
Molecule: messenger RNA, 1222 nt
Organism: Jaminaea rosea
Lineage: Eukaryota; Fungi; Basidiomycota; Exobasidiomycetes; Microstromatales
Product: acetolactate synthase
Exons: 3
Coding region: 27-1145 (372 amino acids)
Biological process (GO): branched-chain amino acid biosynthetic process
Cellular component (GO): mitochondrial nucleoid; acetolactate synthase complex
Molecular function (GO): acetolactate synthase regulator activity
Source: RefSeq, a predicted model, not a curated record